Messenger RNA from Neurospora tetrasperma FGSC 2508, 4167 nucleotides. Its product is annotated as 5-oxoprolinase. Gene Ontology annotation, cellular component: cytosol. The coding region runs from base 1 to 4014 and encodes 1337 amino acids. Gene Ontology annotation, biological process: glutathione metabolic process. The record is from RefSeq and is a predicted model, not a curated record. NCBI's taxonomy places the organism in Eukaryota, Fungi, Ascomycota, Sordariomycetes, Sordariales, Sordariaceae. Gene Ontology annotation, molecular function: 5-oxoprolinase (ATP-hydrolyzing) activity. The transcript is spliced from 2 exons.
AUGGGCUCCUCACAAAAAGACCGCGGCGUACGCAUCGCCAUCGACAGGGGCGGCACCUUCACAGACUGCGUCGGCAACUACAACGGAGAGGACAUUGUCAUCAAGCUUCUCUCCGUCGACCCAGCCAACUACGAUGAUGCGCCCCUCGAGGGUAUCCGGCGCAUCAUGUCGCACUUCCUCAAGAAAGAGAUCCCCCGCGGGCAGCCAUUAGACACAGCCAAGAUCGAUUCCAUCCGUAUGGGCACAACAGUUGCAACCAAUGCUCUCCUGGAAAGAAAGGGCGAGAAGAUCGCCAUGGUGGUCACCAAGGGCUUCAAAGAUUGUCUUGUUAUCGGCAACCAGUCGAGACCCAAGAUCUUCGACUUGGCGAUUCGCAAGCCCGAGGUGCUGUACUCAACGGUUGUGGAAGUGGAAGAGCGUGUCACACUCGAAGACUACGCCGAAGAUCCAGAACGCCAUCUCACCAAGGUAGACGUCAAGGCCGGGACCGCCGAAGCCAAGAACGCCGACCUUGUCAUGGGUCUAUCAGGAGAAGCCGUCCGGAUUCUUCAAAGACCAGAAAAGGAGACCAUCCGCGCCAAGCUCCAGGAGAUCUACGACAGUGGCAUCAGGAGCAUAGCCGUAUGUCUGAUGCACGCGUACACCUUCCCCGACCACGAGGCUCUCGUCGGCGAGGUCGCCCGCGAAAUCGGCUUCACCCACAUCUCCCUCAGCCACGAGCUCAUGCCCAUGAUCAAGCUCGUCUCGCGCGCCACUUCAGUCUGCGCAGACGCCUACCUCACACCCGCCAUCAAGAAGUACAUCUCCGGCUUCCAAAAGGGCUUCGUCGGUGGUCUCGGAACCAAGGGUGUCAAGCAGUCAGAAGGUGCUGUAGGUGCUCGCUGCGAAUUCAUGCAAUCCGACGGCGGCCUCGUCGACGUCGACAAGUUCACCGGUCUCAAGGCCAUUCUGUCCGGCCCUGCCGGCGGCGUGGUCGGCUACGCCAUCACCUCAUACGACGAAAACACCAAGAUCCCCGUCAUCGGUUUCGACAUGGGCGGCACCAGCACGGACGUGUCCCGCUAUGGCGAGGGCCGGUACGAUCACACCUUCGAGACCACCACGGCUGGCGUAACCAUCCAGUCGCCGCAGCUCGACAUCAACACCGUCGCUGCCGGUGGUGGUUCCAUCCUCUUCUUCCGCAACGGUCUGUUCGUCGUCGGCCCGGAGUCUGCUAGCGCUCACCCUGGUCCUGCGUGCUACCGCAAGGGUGGCCCGGCAACCGUUACCGAUGCCAACUUGUUCCUGGGCAGACUCUUGCCUGAGUUCUUUCCCAAGAUCUUCGGCAAGAACGAGGAUGAAGGGUUGGACCCGGAGGCUAGUAGGAUCAAGAUCCAGGAACUGGCGGACCAGAUCAAGGCUGAGACGGGCAAGGAGAUGGAUCUUGACGAGGUCGCGUACGGCUUCCUGACGGUGGCUAAUGAGGCCAUGACUAGGCCCAUCAGGAGCAUCACUGAGGCCAAGGGUCACGAUACUUCCAAGCACCGUCUUGCUACUUUUGGUGGUGCCGGUGGUCAGCAUGCUGUUGCUAUCGCCGAGUCUUUGGGCAUCAAGCAGAUCCUCAUCCACCGUUACUCUUCCGUCUUGUCGGCCUACGGCAUGGCUUUGGCUGACGUGGUUGAUGAGCGCCAGGAGCCUGACUCUUCUGUCUGGAAGGCUGAUGACCAGUCCGUCAUCCAGGGGCUCAAGGACAAGAUGGAGGCUCUCAAGGAAAAGUCCCGCCAGGCGCUACGUGAUCAAGGGUUUGAGGACGACCAGAUCGUGUUCGAGGAGUACCUCAACAUGCGCUACCGCGGAACCGAGUCGACGCUGAUGAUCAUCAAGCCGACCGCCGAGGAAGCCGAGAAGCACUAUAACGGUAACGACUGGGACUUUGCCAGCGCGUUUGUGCGCCACCACAGAUACGAGUUCGGCUUCACGCUGGAGGAGCGCGACAUUGUUGUUGAUGAUGUCCGUGUCAGAGGCAUUGGCAAGAGCUUCCGGUAUGAGGAGAAGAGUGUCGAUGAGCAGCUCAAGACGAUUCAGAAGAAGGAUGUGGAUGUCAAGAACACGCACAGCACUGCCAAGGUGUACUUUGAGAAUGGACGGAUGGAUACGCCCAUCUACAAGCUCGGAGAUCUCAGCGUCGGCACUGUGAUUAAGGGCCCGGCCAUGCUGGCUGAUGGCACACAGACUAUCGUGGUCACACCCAAGAGCACUGCCCUGGUGCUGGAGACCCACGUUGUGGUUGAUAUCGAGGAGACGGAUAAGAACAAGGAUCAGAAGGGAGAUGGCGAGCGCGAGGUUGAUCCAAUUAUGCUCAGUAUCUUUGGCCAUAGGUUCAUGGCUAUUGCCGAGCAGAUGGGCAUGGCUCUGCAGAAGACGAGUUCCAUGUCCACCUGCGUUCGCCGUCAAGCAGAGAUCUGGAAGGGUAAGCUGCGCAAGGGCGAUGUUCUCAUGACCAACCACCCCUCUUAUGGCGGUACUCACCUUCCCGACGUCACCCUGAUCAUGCCUGCCUUCAACGCAGCCGGCGACAAGAUUCUCUUCUACGCCGCCUCGCGUGCUCACCACGCCGACAUUGGCGGUAUCACCGCCGGCAGCAUGCCUCCCCACUCCCGCGAGCUCUACCAGGAGGGCGCCGCCGUCAAGAGCGAGAAGCUGGUUUCAGAGGGCAAGUUCAACGAAGACCGUGUCAUCGAGCUCUUCCACAAGGAACCCGCCCAGUACCCCGGCUGCAGCGGCACUCGCUGUCUCGCCGACAACAUCAACGACCUGCGCGCCCAAGUGUCCGCCAACCAAAAGGGCAUCUCCCUCAUCGAGACCCUGAUCGCGGAAUACGGUGAAGACACCGUGCAAUUCUACAUGGUCGCCAUCCAAAACAACGCCGAGCAACAAGUCCGCAACCUCCUGCGCACCGUCCACAAGCGCUUCCAAGGCCGCGACCUCUCCGCCAUCGACUACAUGGACGACGGCAGCCCUAUCCAGCUCAAGGUGACCAUCGACCCAGAAGCAGGCGAAGCCGUCUUCGACUUUGCCGGCACCGGCCCCGAAGUGUACGCCAACAUCAACGCGCCCGAAGCCAUCUCCUACUCGGCCAUCAUCUACACCCUCCGCUGCAUGAUCUCGGAGGACAUCCCGCUGAACCAGGGCUGUCUGAAGCCCGUGACCGUCAAAAUCCCGCCCAAGUCUCUCUUGUCCCCUUCCGACAACGCCGCCGUUGUGGGCGGCAACGUGCUCACCUCGCAGCGCAUCACGGACGUCAUCUUCAAGGCCUUCCAGGCGUGCGCCGCCUCGCAAGGGUGCUGCAACAACCUCACUUUUGGCUUUGGCGGCAACGUCGCAGGCGAGGAGGAGGUGAAAGGAUUUGGAUACUACGAGACCAUCGCCGGUGGCUCGGGUGCCGGCCCGACAUGGGAGGGAACGGAUGGUGUGCAUGUGCACAUGACCAACACGCGGAUUACGGACUCGGAGAUUUUCGAGCGUCGAUACCCCGUUUUGUUGCGCGAGUUUUCCAUUCGGAAGGGGUCGGGAGGAAAAGGUAAACACCGCGGUGGCGAUGGCGUGGUGCGCGAUAUUGAGUUCCGACUCCCGUUGCAGGUCAGCAUCCUUUCGGAACGAAGAGUGUACAGACCGUAUGGUCUGGCGGGCGGCGAGGAUGCGCAGUGCGGGUUGAAUUUGUGGGUGAGGAAGGUGAAGAAGGCGCGGUGGGAGGAUACGUUGCGCAAGAUCCAGAAUGGGGAGCAGGACCAGCAGGAGGAGGAGGAGAAGGAAGUGGGGGGUGAGGCCGAGGGUUAUGAAGAGAGAGUGAUCAAUAUGGGCGCGAAGAACAGUGCGCCGAUGAAGGCGGGCGAUAGGAUCAUUAUUUGCACGCCUGGUGGUGGUGGAUGGGGAAAGAGUGGUGAGGAGAGGGAGUUGGAUGAGACUCGGGAUCCGAUGGGCAACUGGAAGAUGGGAAGUCAUGCGGCAAGGAUGGAUAUGGCGCUGCAGGCUUGAUUUGGUGGUUGAUGUUAGGGACCUGAUGAGUGGUGAGGUGAAGAAGAAGAAGAAGAAGAAGAAGAAAAAGCUGUAAGCGCUCAGCGGGAAUCUUCUGUAUGUAUUUUCCAAGUAUGUAUGUAUAGCAAACGAAUAUGAACAUAAUAUGUACCA